Aphidius gifuensis is the source of this 2228-nucleotide messenger RNA. Its product is annotated as G-protein coupled receptor Mth2-like. The coding region runs from base 256 to 1812 and encodes 518 amino acids. Gene Ontology annotation, biological process: G protein-coupled receptor signaling pathway; cell surface receptor signaling pathway. The record is from RefSeq and is a predicted model, not a curated record. Gene Ontology annotation, molecular function: G protein-coupled receptor activity. Gene Ontology annotation, cellular component: membrane. The transcript has 6 exons. Lineage: Eukaryota; Metazoa; Arthropoda; Insecta; Hymenoptera; Braconidae.
CUAUUAUUAUUGUUAUAAAAUCAGCUUCCCUCCCUUUGGUUUUCCCCACUUUUAAUUUUUCAUGUAUAAUCUUAAGAAUAAGCGUGGUUUUGGCAUUAUUCAUCAACAGUAGACGUCGAGCAACUCACCUAUACGUUACUCCAAUAAAUAAAUAAUAAAAAAUCAAUUAAAUAUAAUUUUUUUUUUUUAUAUCAAUGAUUUGAUAAUAAUUAUACUCUGUGAUGAAAAAUAAUAUAAUGACAUUUAAAAAAAAAAAUGAUUAUUUAUAGGACAAAAAUGUUUGUGUUCAAAUUAAAUAAUUGUUGUUUAUUUUUUAUUAUUUUUAAUUUUAAAAUAUGUAGUUAUAUUGCGACUCCAGAUGGACUUAACUCACCUGAAAUCUUACCAAUUUUUCUUAAUAAUUCAAAUAUUGAUAAUCAAAAAUUGGAAAAUCUUCCAAAAGUUGGUAAAUGCUGUUUAAUUGGUCAAGGUUUAUUUCGUGAUAAUAAUGGUGUUGUUAAAUGUGACAAUUUAAAUUCAACACAUUAUUCAAAUUUUUUACCAGUAUUUAGUAAUUUUAAUAAAAGUGGUUUACUUGUGCCUGGUAAAAUAAUGAAACGUUUUAUUACAUUUAUUGGUAAUCCUUGUCAAUACAAAAGGUAUAUGUUAGAGCCAGAAAUACUGAGUGAUGACGAGCAUUAUUUAUUACGAAAUGGAUCGAUUUUUGCUCCAAAUCAUUUGCCAACUAUGCUCUUUCCAGGGAUCGAUUACUGCAUGGAAAUUGUCCCCGAGUUUGGCCCUGAAAAUUUUCUAAGAACACUUGUUUGUGCCCAUAAAGAAGACGAAACAAACACUGCCGACUUUCGUUUGACUUUCUACGCCUGCGGCCUUUUAAUUUCAGUACCAUUUUUAAUUUUAACAAUAAUUGCUUACUGUAUUACACCAAGACUGAUGGAUGUACAUGGAAAAUCAGUAUGUCACUAUUGUGGCUGUUUGAGUAUUGCAUUUUUAUCAUUAGCCUUUGUACAAUUAACUAGUAAUUAUUUAUCUGAUGAUUUUUGCAUCUCAGCAGCUUUUGUGAUACAAUUUUCAUUUAUUGCUUGUUUUUUUUGGCUCAAUGUCAUGAGUAUUGAAACAUAUCAAUUGACAAAAAGAUAUAUGGCCAAUGGAUAUUCUGCACCAUACGAACCAAAAAGACUUUUUUUUUAUUAUUCAUUAUGGGCUUGGAUUCCACCAGCAGUUCUUAUUAUUAUUUCAAUGAUCAUGGAUCUCAGUCCGACAGUACCUAUUUCAUAUGUAAAACCAAAUUUUGGAUCACAAAGCUGCUGGUUUGAGUCUCACACAGAUGCAAUGCCAUAUUUUUACAUACCAAUCGGCCUAUUGUUGUCUGCAAAUGUUGUUUUAUUUAUACUAACAGCAAUUGCAAUAACACGUCAUCAACGUGAUUUAGAUCUUCGUCGUUUACGUCAAAUGAAUAGAGAAACAAAUCGUCAUGAACGAAUGACAUUGCGCCGAUUAAAACGUCUUUUUUUAGUAUGUUUAAGUUUAUUUUUUUUAAUGGGUAUUAAUUGGACAAUGGAGGUCAUAUCAUGGUGGGUUACUGAUCCAAAUAGUGAUCCAGCACCACUUGCUUGGUCUGCAUUUGAUCUUAUAAAUGCACUUCAAGGUGUUCUUAUAUUUGGCAUUUUUGUAUUACGUAAACCAAUACGACAAUUAGUUUGGUAUCAAAUAAAAAAAUUAUUUGAUGUUAAUGCAAUCGAGCCAGAAAUUGCAAGUAAAGAUCGUAGUUUACUCAAUGUUCUUAAUAUUGACGCAGUACAUACAUCAAAUUAGUUAGUUAAUUAUUUAUAUAUACACUUUUUUUUUUUUAAUUAUACAAGAUAAAAAUACAUGUGAAUAAAGUCAUUUUUCAUGUUGACAAUUUAAUGACAAAUUUAUAUUAUUUGAAAUGUUUUUAUAUAUUAGGAAAAUAUUUCAUGUACUUUUUUAUUUGAAUUUAAUAAUGCCAGUCAACAUUAAUUAAUUAAGUAUACUCAACAUUGUAAUUUUAUAUUUAUUUAUAUUUUAUUAUUGAAUUUUUAGUUUAACCUAGUCAUUAAAAUCCAAAUACAAAAUAAAUACAGAUAGUGUAAAAUUAUGUAUAUAUAAAAAAAUAACAAAUAGAAAAACAAACUGCAAAUCACGUCAUUUAAAAUACAUACAUGUAUAAAUUUUUAAUGAUGAUAAAUUAUUAUUGAUAAUGAAUUGUA